Messenger RNA from Archocentrus centrarchus (flier cichlid), 1578 nucleotides. Its product is annotated as golgin subfamily A member 6-like protein 1. The transcript has a single exon. NCBI's taxonomy places the organism in Eukaryota, Metazoa, Chordata, Actinopteri, Cichliformes, Cichlidae. The record is from RefSeq and is a predicted model, not a curated record. The coding region runs from base 204 to 1292 and encodes 362 amino acids.
UCAAAUCUUACGUUAGAGGCUUCAGUUUUAUCCUUUGAUCAGAAGCUUAAAGUAAGCCAGAGAACCUUCAAGUGAACAUUUUCAGUCUAGAAAUCGGUUUGUUUGCAGCUUUCAUAUUCGCAGCUCUCAAACGUUCAGCAUCGGCUGAAAAACCAUUUGGAAACAUUUGGAAACUUUAGUGAGUCAGUGACUAAAGAUUGCAAAUGUCUCAGCACGCACGAUCUCUCGACUGGGAUGAUCAGCCACAUUUCUCACAUGAGGCUGAAUCCCUCACAAGUCCUGGAGAAGACCGGGAAGUUCCAAAUCUGCAGUACCAGGUCAAUAUGCAGAUUGCGUGUGAUUACUGGGAAACGAUGUUUAAUCAAGCACAGGAGCGGAUUAUAUACUUGAUGCGAAAGAAGCAACAGCAAAGAGCUGAGUACAAUGAUUUGUGCUCCAGGCUCCAGGCAUCAGAGAAACAAAAUGAAAAGCAGCAGAUGAUGCUUGAUGAAGCCCGGCGAAGACUUGCUGAAAUUCUUGAGGAGAAGGACGAAGAGGAAGCCAGACACAAACAAACAUUGGAAGAGAAGAAAGAGGAGGAAAUAAAACACCAAGAGGUCCAAUACAAGCUCAGUGAAUUGGAAGCAGUGCAUAAGGAGAUGCAACACAAGCUUGAAGACGUUCAGGAAAAGAACAAAGUCUUGCAAGCAGAGCUUGAUGACGCCCUGCAAAGGAAUGGAGAAUUGCUGAAAGAAAAUGAACAUCAGGAAGAAACGCUGAGAGAGACAGAGCAUAUUCUCCAUGACUUUCAGAAGAAAAACACAGACCUGCGAGUGUUUUACAACCAACUCAAGGACAAAAGGGAUGAAUUAGAAGAAGAAAAGGAAGAUCUGGAGAAGAUAUGUGGAGAGAUGCAGUGCCGGAUCCAACAAAUGGUGACACAAAAAGCAGAAUUGGAAAAUCUCUGUGACAGUGUACUGCACCGAAACAGUGAAAUGCGUGAGGAGAUGCAAGAACAGUUGAAAACUCAUGAAAAGAUGCAGUGUACACUUCAGCAAGUGCUGAGGAGAAAUCAGGAGUUUCAAGACAUGUACGAGGCAAAGAAAGAACAGGACGAGAAAUUUAAAGAAGUGCAAGAAAAGAAUGGAGAACAGCAGGAAAAAAUAGAAGAACUGGAAAAAAGGUGCAAAAAACUUGAGGAGCAGAAUGCUCAAGGUAUCAAUGACCUGCACAACAGUAUAUUACAGCACAAAGAGCUGCAGGAACGCUGGCUAAAGAAGAAAAAGCGUUUCAAGUUUUUCUGGAAUAACUAGACUGCCUCACCGUCCUCCACCUUUAGUCAUCUCCUUCACUGUGACCUCUCCUCGCUGCCUUUCUCUCCUCUAGCCAUCCUCUCCAUCAGCUUCCUCAGUCCCCCUCCUUUUUCUUUUCCUUUCACCCCCCCCAGCUGGUCUCGGCAGAUGGCUGCUCCUCCCUGAGCCUGGUUCUGCUGGAGGUUUCUUUCUGUUGGGAGUUUUUCCUCCCUACUAUCGCCUAGUGCUUGCUCAGAGGGGAUUGUUGGUGGCGUUCUCUUCUCUAUCCCUUUCUUUUCACCCUUUC